This is a messenger RNA of Brassica oleracea var. oleracea, 1263 nucleotides long. RefSeq lists its product as uncharacterized. The record is from RefSeq and is a predicted model, not a curated record. The coding region runs from base 1 to 1263 and encodes 420 amino acids. The transcript has a single exon. NCBI's taxonomy places the organism in Eukaryota, Viridiplantae, Streptophyta, Magnoliopsida, Brassicales, Brassicaceae.
AUGGAACAAGAACAACAUCAUCCCCAAGAACAAGUCGCUGCUCAGGGCAUUCAUGCCCAAGCAGGCAAUGGUCAGGGAGCUGCCAACCCUAGACCCGUCCACCAACCCCGAAAUCCGCGAGCCAUAGGUGCUCAUGACGAGCCAACCAUACAUAACAACCUUACGGGCAUUCGCGCACCACCGGGGGCGAACAACAACUUUGAGAUCAAGUCAAACUUGAUCAACAUGAUACAAUCUAACAAGUAUCAUGAACUGCCAAUGGAGGAUCCUCUAGAUCAUCUCCACACAUUUGACAUGCUUUGUGGGACUGUCAGGAUCAAUGGCAUUUCUGAAGAUGCUUUCAAACUCAAACUCUUCCCGUUUUCACUUGGAGACAGAGCACACUUAUGGGAGAAGACCCUACUUUCAAGCUCGGUCGAAACAUGGGACGAAUGCAAGAAAGUAUUUUUAACCAAGUUCUUUUCUACUUCUAGAACUGCACGACUCCGAAAUGAAAUCACUGGAUUCACACAGAAGGGACUUGAAAUCUUCGGAGAAGCAUGGGAGCGCUUCAAAGGCUACACACUGAAAUGCCCUCACCAUGGUUUCUUAAAGGAAAGUAUACUCAGUACAUUCUACGGAGGACUUCUUUCAGAGUUUCGAUCAAGGCUUGAUACAGCGAGUAAUGGUCAUUUCUUAGGACGUGAGGAACAAGAUGGAAUGCAGUUAAUUGAGAACUUAGCCCUGACUGACUCCACCUACUGCGAUGACUAUGAUCGCUCAAACAUGGGUACUGUGACUCAAGAUGAGCAAGCUAGAAAGGAUUUAAAAGUGCUAAGAGGAGAGAUGGACCAACUUCUUCAGCUUCAGAAGAAACAAGUUCACUACAUUGGUGAAUAUGAUCAACAGCUGGUCCAAAUUGAGCCUCAAGAGGAAUUUGUGCAGAGUGUCCAGGAAGAAGUUAACUAUGUAGGAGGACAAGGAAACUACAAUCAAAACUUCAACUACAGAAAUCAGAACACUCAGAUCCCUCAAGGACUGAACACACUGCAAGAGAACUUUCAAAACAAGCCUCAGUAUAUCCCUCAAGGCAACUACCAGCAGAAAUCUUUCUAUAACAAUCAGCAAGGCAACUUCCAGCAAAGAGCCUACAACAACCCACCACUUGGUUUUUACUCUAAUAAGGGUAACCAAAAAAACCAAGGUCAAAGAAGCUCCUCCAAUGCACCACCAACAGAAAGCAGUACGGAUUUCCUCUUCAAACAGCUUCUGGUUUUAGAAUGA